This is a messenger RNA of Homalodisca vitripennis (glassy-winged sharpshooter), 381 nucleotides long. RefSeq names its product baculoviral IAP repeat-containing protein 7-like. The record is from RefSeq and is a predicted model, not a curated record. The transcript has a single exon. Lineage: Eukaryota; Metazoa; Arthropoda; Insecta; Hemiptera; Cicadellidae. The coding region runs from base 1 to 381 and encodes 126 amino acids.
AUGUCCACCCUGAGGGUCGAGCUUAGGGAUAUACUCUGGCUCAUCGACCAUCUUCUCAACGAAACGCCAUGUGACCAGAGCCUCCUUAUAGCGUACACACUUUGGAGGAAAGUGCGCUCGUCAUUGGAGGGUCUGCUUGUCGGCAUCGGCGAGAGCAUGGAGGCGGCGGCCCGAAGGGAUCCCGACGACGACGACCCUGAGGAACCCGAACCAUCGCUCCCGGCUCAGCACGUCCGCUGUUCCGUUUGUAUGGACAGAUUGCCGACGGUAGGGUUGAGGCCUUGUGGACACACUCUGUGUGCACAAUGUGCCUAUAGACUUUUCCGCUGUCCACUCUGUCGGGCGGUUAUCCACGGGGGGCUACCGUUGUUUGUUUCUUAG